Molecule: messenger RNA, 2178 nt
Organism: Talaromyces stipitatus ATCC 10500
Lineage: Eukaryota; Fungi; Ascomycota; Eurotiomycetes; Eurotiales; Trichocomaceae
Product: CBS/PB1 domain-containing protein
Exons: 4
Coding region: 62-2086 (674 amino acids)
Molecular function (GO): protein binding
Source: RefSeq, a predicted model, not a curated record
AUAUAUACUCUUAAUAUAACCAUCUCCUCUCUGGGUGCUCGUUCAAUACUACUUUGACAAGAUGUCUGCCGCCGGCACGUAUCGAGGCACCCCGAACAAAACAAUUGGCCGAGGCAAGAUGCCCGACUUUGACUACAAUAGCAGUCCUGGUUCUCAUAUCCCUCGUCCCAAACCUGAGUCGGCUAUAAGUCAGAGCGAUGUAGGAAGUUCUGCUACUGCUGCGAGCAGGCAGAGACAGAAUCAAUCGAAACGAGAUGAGGCUAUUCGUAGGAAAAUGGAGGCAGACCUCAAUAAGAAGCGUCAUCACGUACAACGCCCUCGUCACAAUCGCAAAGCUCCUCCCGGAACCGUAUUGGCUUUGAAACCCAGUCAGGCUCUGCAGAUCAAGCCCAACACCACCGUGUCCGAGGCCGCACAGUUAAUGGCUGCGAAACGAGAAGACUGCGUUUUGGUCACCGACGAUGAUGACCGGAUUGCCGGGAUCUUCACUGCCAAGGAUCUUGCAUUCCGUGUUGUUGGAGCGGGCUUGAAAGCCAGAGAGGUGACAAUUGCUGAGAUCAUGACUAAGAAUCCUCUAUGCGCCCGCACUGAUACCAGUGCUACUGAUGCUCUCGACCUCAUGGUCCGGAAGGGUUUCCGCCACCUGCCUGUGAUGGACGAGAAUCAGGAUAUCUCAGGUAUUUUGGAUAUCACUAAAUGCUUUUACGACGCCAUGGAGAAGCUAGAGCGUGCGUACAGCUCGUCUAGGAAGCUCUAUGAUGCAUUGGAGGGUGUACAGUCAGAACUUGGGUCCAGCCAGCCGCAACAAAUCAUUCAAUACGUCGAAGCUCUCCGUCAAAAGAUGUCCGGUCCUACCCUCGAAUCGGUCUUGGAUGGCAUGCCUCCAACUACUGUAUCGGUCCGAACCUCAGUCAAGGAGGCUGCGGCCUUGAUGAAGGAGCACCAUACAACCGCUCUUCUUGUCCAAGAUCAGGGCUCUAUCACCGGUAUCUUUACUAGCAAGGAUGUUGUUUUGCGUGUCAUUGCUCCAGGUCUGGACCCUGCGACUUGCAGUGUGGUUCGCGUGAUGACUCCUCACCCGGACUUUGCGCCCACCGAUAUGAGCAUCCAAGCUGCUCUGCGCAAGAUGCACGAUGGACAUUAUCUCAACUUGCCUGUCAUGAAUGAAGCUGGCGAGAUUGUCGGCAUGGUCGAUGUGUUGAAAUUGACAUAUGCCACACUUGAGCAGAUCAACUCUAUGAACACUGGUGACGACGAGGGCCCAGCUUGGAACAAGUUCUGGUUGUCCAUGGACCAUGAAUCCGAUUCUAUGGUCUCUGGCGGUGGCAGUCAUCGCCCCCAUACUCCUCACCGGUCCGUACUCAGCCCCGACCCGUCCAAGCCUGGGUUUGAUCGCGGUGAUAGUGUACUUCCCAACGAGUCAGCUUCACAUCAUGGUGAUGAUAUGCAUUCGGAACUUCUGGAUCACCACGUCGACGAUGUCAACACCCCCUUCGCAUUCAAAUUCAAAGCGCCUAGCGGCCGUGUGCACCGUGUGAAUGUUAUCAUCUCGGAGGGUCUCUCUGCGCUUGUUGCAAGUGUCGUUGCUAAACUGGGUCAAGAGUCGGAAGCUGUUGGUGGUGUACCAUCGGUCGAAGAGGGGAAACUUAGCAGUACAGGAUUUGCUUUGAGUUAUCUUGACAAUGAGGGAGACACCGUUUCUAUUACCACCGAUCAAGAUCUUUCAGAUGCUGUUCACCAGGCACGAAAACUUCAUCAUGAGAAGGUUGAUUUGUUCAUCCAUGAUCCUUCUCAGCCACCAAUUCCUACCACCGUCGAACCUCAACCAGUUCUAUCGAAGCCGCCUACCCCUCCCGAGUCCGUCCUCAAAGAGCGUGCUCCUAAACACAUUGAGGAAGACGAAGAAGAAGACGAAGAAAAGUACAGUCGAUCAACAAGAGCGUCAAAGCAGCAGAUCCCUCAACGUCUUCCAGAAGAACAACUUAUUGCCGGAGUACCCAACGAUCUUUUGCUGCCUGGUGCUAUUGUCACUCUUGCCGCUGUAAUUGCCGGAGUCUUCAUCCUUAGCCGGGCAAGCAGUAGAUGAUUGUAGUUUCUGUUCGAAAGAUCUGUAUAGAUAUUUUCUUUUCAAGGGACUGUUGCCUUGUCUGUUUUUGUAGCCUUAAUUAAUAUCGCAUG